GUCCAUAUAAUGUGUUUUGUUUUGUGGAUAAGUUAGCUGUUAAUUCGAAACUUGUGCCUUAUGAAAUAAAGUGAAGGACAAGCGUUGUUGUACUUUAAGUCUGUCGUUAUGGAAUUUUAAUAAAUUUGCAUGGAAUAAGUUGUAAACAUUUUAGAAAAGUGAGUGAUCACAUUGUCAACAAAUCAGGAAGAACCAUGCCUGUUCCUUGCAGCACAAAGUGUGGUAAAAAUGCGAUUUUAAAGAGGCCCAAGACUGGUGAUGCUAUGUGCAAGGAGUGUUUCUUCUGGGCUUUUGAAACUGAAAUACAUCACACUAUUGUGGAGGGAAAGCUUUUCCAAAAGGGUCAAACUGUUGCCAUCGCAGCUUCUGGCGGCAAGGAUUCCACUGUUUUGGCUUACGUGUUGAAAACAUUAAACGAAAAACACCAAUAUGGUCUUAACUUGGUGUUGUUGUCUGUGGAUGAAGGAAUCACAGGUUAUAGAGAUGACAGCUUGGACACAGUAAAACAAAAUAGAGACGACUAUGAGAUGCCAUUGAAGAUUCUGUCUUAUGAAGAGCUGUACGGUUGGACGAUGGAUAAAAUAGUUGCUCAGAUUGGUCGUAAGAACAAUUGCACGUUCUGUGGUGUGUUCAGACGCCAGGCACUAGACCGUGGGGCUGCUCUGUUAGGUGUGGACUCAGUAGCCACUGGUCACAACGCUGAUGACCUGGCAGAGACUGUCCUCAUGAACAUUCUGAGAGGAGACAUCGCUCGGCUCCAGAGGUGCACGGCCAUUAUAACUGCAAGUGAAGGAGCUAUCCCUAGGGUGAAACCAUUGAAGUACACUUAUGAAAAGGAAAUAGUAAUGUACGCCUACUUCAAGAAGCUAGUGUACUUCUCAACAGAGUGUGUGUUUGCGCCUAACGCCUAUAGGGGACAUGCCAGAGCGUUCCUAAAGGAUUUAGAAAUGAUUCGGCCUUCCGCUAUAAUGGACAUUAUACAUUCUGGAGAGAAGUUGGCUGUGAGAGAGGGAGUAAAACUGCCAGACAGAGGUACAUGUACGAGGUGUGGGUUUGUCUCCAGUCAGCCUGUGUGUAAGGCUUGUACGCUGCUGGAGGGCCUCAACAAGGGGAUGCCCAAGCUCGGGAUUGGCAAGAGCAGCCUCGCCAAGCGGAUGAUUAAUGCCAAGACUGUUACUACUGACUUUUAGAAAACACUUGUGAUGGUCAACGCCUAGAAUUUCACGUAUCAAAUCCAAAUACUAAGAAAUCAAUCUACUGUGGAAAUCGGUGAGCACAAUCAUUCACUUUGUUUUGAAUCAACUGUAAAACUUAAAAUCUUCUCACAGAGAUCAUCUCCCACAAUCUCAACAACAUGUUUGAGUACCUAUUUCUUACGAUCACGGCAACAUAAUGAUAGUCUCCGUCUCCAGUGAGUGUAAUAUAAUUGUGAGAAUCUCAUUCUAAAUCCCCCAGUAAUUUUUUUUAAAUCAUGAUAUGCAAACAAUUUCCCUGAAUGAUGCCAAAGUUUUGUAUUUGGGAAAUUCCUUAUCAGCUACAAUUAUUAUCUUUUUACUAUCCUAAGGAACACACAGGCAUAAGUGGAUAUGAGAAGAGAAUAAACAUUCAAAUGGCUGGAUUUUGGCUUUUGAAUCUAUAGUACAGUGGAGUCCCGCACUCGAUAACCCGGCAGUCUGGAUAACUCGGCCAUCACCUGGCUCAGAAAGUUAGUGAUUUUUUUUGAGUACGAGUUAAACAUGGACUCAAGCCAGCUCAAGUCAAAUCAUUCUUAGCUCGUACAAAUGAUUUGUUGUACUAUAUCUGAUGACUUAAUGCUAACUUGUAAUAUAAAUAUAAAUAAAAGAGGUUGUUAAUAAGCUUAAAAAUUUUAUUGUUAUUAUUUUUAAAACUAGUUUCCGAUAACCCGGCAUUUCACAAACUCGGCACCCUUUCAGUCCACAUUAUGCCGAGUUUGCGGGACUCUACUGUACCUAUAUUUUUAAUUACUACUGAAGAUGGCAUUUAUUGCACGCUCAAGUUUUAUGUGUCAGACGAAGCCACGCAUAUGAGAGUCAUUUCCACAUACAAGGCAAAACAGAGGACAGUAAUGAUUGGAGCAAAAUAUACUCAGAUACAGAAUAACAGACCAAAAAAAAAAAAAUGACAACAAAUCCAGAGAAUCAAUAAAGAAACUGAUAGGAAAGGAAUAACUAUUUCUAAAUUGUACUGCAGCAAGAACACAUUCUUUAUUUUGUAUACUGUGUGAUCCUGUUCCUAAGUAAAUACCACUUGUAGAUAUAGUGUUUUAACCCAGAUUUUAUUUCAGACCUGUGACUAUAUUGUAAAAAUAAUGUUUUGCAGGAAGAUUGAAUUGGAAAUCAGUUAUUUAAGCCUAUCCAAUAUAGUUAUUCCAACAUUUUUGUUGUACAUCCCAAGUGUAAGUAAGAAAUUGUCCACAUUACUAUUAUUAUUUAAAUUUUUAUAUCAUAUCCGGCCACCCGUUGGUAAAAAAAAAGUGGUAGAAACUACCACAAUUAUGUCUAUGAUACUAUACAAAUUGGUUUGUUUUUCUGUAAAUAUGUAUAAAGUGUAUAAUUGUAAAUUUUUACCUUAAGAUCAAUAAAUAAUCUUGUAUAAAUGUAA
Molecule: messenger RNA, 2622 nt
Organism: Macrosteles quadrilineatus (aster leafhopper)
Lineage: Eukaryota; Metazoa; Arthropoda; Insecta; Hemiptera; Cicadellidae
Product: cytoplasmic tRNA 2-thiolation protein 1-like
Exons: 6
Coding region: 195-1190 (331 amino acids)
Biological process (GO): tRNA wobble position uridine thiolation
Cellular component (GO): mitochondrion; cytosolic tRNA wobble base thiouridylase complex
Molecular function (GO): tRNA binding
Source: RefSeq, a predicted model, not a curated record